GGCUCCGCCCCGGGCCUGCCCAGGGGAAGAGCGGAGCGGCCCGGAGCCGGGUCGGGUUGGGUCGGGGCCCCUCCAGGGAGGAGCGGCGGCGGCAGCGGCGGCGGCAGAAAUGAUGGAAGAAUUGCAUAGCUUGGACCCAAGGAGGCAAGAACUGUUAGAAGCCAGGUUCACCGGAGUUGGAGUUAGUAAGGGUCCACUUAAUAGUGAGUCUUCGAACCAGAGUUUAUGCAGUGUGGGGUCCUUGAGUGACAAAGAAUUAGAGACCCCUGAGAAAAAACAAAAUGACCAGCGGAACCGGAAAAGGAAAGCAGAACCAUAUGAAACUAGCCAAGGGAAAGGCACUCCUAGAGGACAUAAAAUUAGUGAUUACUUCGAGUUUGCUGGGGGAACCGGACCAGGGACCAGCCCUGGUAGAAGUGUUCCACCUGUUGCACGAUCCUCACCACAACAUUCCUUAUCUAAUCCCUUACCACGGCGAGUGGAGCAGCCGCUGUAUGGUCUAGAUGGCAGUGCUGCAAAGGAGGCACAGGAAGAACACUCGGCUCUGCCAACCCUGAUGUCGGUGAUGCUGGCAAAACCUCGGCUUGACACUGAGCAGCUGGCACAGCGGGGAGCCGGCCUCUGCUUCACUUUUGUCUCGGCUCAGCAAGGCAGCCCUUCUUCUACUGGAUCUGGUAACACAGAGCAUUCCUGCAGUUCCCAAAAACAAAUUUCCAUCCAGCACAAACAGACACAGUCUGACCUCACGAUAGAAAAAAUAUCUGCAUUAGAAAACAGUAAGAAUUCUGAUCUGGAGAAGAAGGAGGGGAGAAUAGACGAUUUAUUGAGAGCAAACUGUGAUUUGAGACGGCAGAUUGAUGAACAGCAAAAGAUGCUAGAGAAAUACAAAGAACGGUUGAAUAGAUGUGUGACAAUGAGUAAGAAACUUCUUAUAGAAAAGUCAAAGCAAGAGAAGAUGGCAUGCAGGGAUAAAAGCAUGCAAGACCGUUUGAGACUAGGUCACUUCACUACUGUCCGACAUGGAGCCUCUUUCACUGAACAGUGGACAGAUGGUUAUGCUUUUCAAAAUCUUAUCAAGCAACAGGAAAGGAUAAACUCACAGAGGGAAGAGAUAGAGAGACAAAGAAAAAUGUUAGCAAAACGAAAACCUCCUGCCAUGGGACAGACCCCUCCAGCAAACAAUGAACAGAAACAACGCAAAAGCAAGACUAAUGGAGCUGAAAAUGAAACGUUAACAUUAGCUGAAUACCAUGAACAAGAAGAAAUCUUCAAACUCAGACUAGGUCAUCUUAAAAAGGAGGAAGCAGAGAUCCAGGCAGAGUUGGAAAGGCUAGAGAGAGUUAGAAAUCUACAUAUCAGGGAAUUAAAACGGAUACAUAAUGAAGAUAAUUCACAAUUUAAAGAUCAUCCAACGCUAAAUGACAGAUACUUGUUGUUACAUCUGUUGGGUAGAGGAGGUUUCAGUGAAGUUUACAAGGCAUUUGACUUAACAGAACAGAGAUACGUAGCUGUGAAAAUUCACCAGUUAAAUAAAAACUGGAGAGAUGAAAAAAAGGAGAAUUACCACAAGCAUGCAUGUAGGGAAUACCGAAUUCACAAAGAGUUGGAUCAUCCUCGGAUAGUUAAGCUGUAUGACUACUUUUCUCUUGAUACUGACUCGUUUUGUACAGUAUUAGAGUACUGUGAGGGAAAUGAUCUGGACUUCUACCUUAAACAGCACAAGUUAAUGUCAGAAAAGGAGGCCCGAUCCAUUAUUAUGCAGAUUGUGAAUGCUUUAAAGUACUUAAAUGAAAUCAAACCUCCCAUCAUUCACUAUGAUCUCAAACCAGGUAAUAUUCUCUUAGUAAAUGGUACAGCAUGUGGAGAGAUAAAAAUCACAGAUUUUGGUCUUUCUAAGAUUAUGGAUGAUGAUAGCUACAAUUCAGUUGAUGGUAUGGAGCUAACAUCACAGGGUGCUGGUACUUACUGGUAUUUGCCACCAGAGUGCUUUGUGGUUGGGAAGGAACCACCAAAGAUUUCCAAUAAAGUUGAUGUCUGGUCAGUAGGGGUGAUCUUCUACCAAUGUCUUUAUGGAAGGAAGCCUUUUGGACAUAACCAGUCGCAGCAAGACAUUCUACAAGAGAAUACUAUUCUUAAAGCUACUGAAGUGCAGUUCCCUCCAAAGCCAGUUGUGACACCUGAAGCAAAGGCAUUUAUCCGGCGCUGUCUGGCCUACCGAAAAGAAGAUCGUAUCGAUGUCCAGCAGCUGGCAUGUGACCCCUAUUUACUUCCUCACAUCCGAAAAUCAGUUUCUACAAGCAGCCCUGCUGGAGCUGCAAUUGCAUCAACUUCUGGGGCAUCCAAUAACAGCUCUUCAAACUGAGACAGAUUCUUAGGCCAAAGACUGUGCAACACAAGCGGACAAAUGGCAUUCAGCAGUGGAUUCGGAGAAUAGCGAAUCUGAAUGGAUUUCAUGAAACCUGUACCAGGUGCUUUUUUUCUUGCUUUUUUCCCAUCCAUAGAGCAUGACAGCAUCAGUUCUCAUUGAGAAGAAACCUUGGGCAGUGCCAGCCAGGCCCUGCAGGAAAAAGCCCUGAGGUUCCCAUGUCACUGGCCGCCGUGUGUGGCUGCUCUGAGUGAGGGGGGAAAAACAAAAACUAACUGGAUCCAUGUACUGUGAACGUGCAAACAUGCAGACUCGGGGGGUCCCUGACGCAGCGCUUCUGAUGAAGAAUGUGGACUUUGAAAAUACAGACUGGGCUAGUCCAGUGUCUAUAUUUAAACUUGUUCUUUUCUUUUAAUAAAGUUUAGGUAACAUCUCCUGAAAAGCUCACAGCACAAAAGGCUCAGCUGGGGAUGGUGUUUGACUUCAAAGGAAAAAAAAAGUUGCUAUUGCCCAUUGAUGGCACUAGAGUUAGUGUUCCCUUCUUCCCUUCUUCCUCCCCCAAUAAUUUCAGUUUUUAAAGACUUACAGCUUCCCUGGUCCCUUUUUUAUUUUUGAAAGAAAACAUUUGGUCACAAAGUGAAACCCGUAUUAGCAGGUAUGUGGAAAUGUUCAUUCCAAUCAGAUGCAGCUUUUUCCUCUUCUAUCUGAUCUCCUAUUAACAAUUGUUUCCCUCAUCUCAGUAGAGAAACAGUUGAAUGGGAGAAGAAAGAUGUGUGGCCUUUUGCCAUUAGACAAGAAAUAAGGUUAGAAGACUGCAACUAGGAGUCUCUCUAGGUUUUCAACUAUUUCUUCACAAUUUAAACACUUGACGGUUGUCCCUUUUAAUUUAUUUGAAGUGCUAUUUUUUUAAAUAAAGAUUUGUCUGUCCAUGCAAUCCUCUUGGAUUCUCCUUAUAUAUUAUCUGUUGAAUCUGUCAGAAGAAAAAGAAAAGACAGAAAAUAGUCUGGAAAGCCAAAUGCAGCAAUAGGGAUCAGUAGCUUCCUUCACAUGAUCUUUCUGUUCACUAACAAUUGUAUGUUUCUGGUUAAUUACAUUAAAAUUUGAACAGUCCAUAAGCUUUCCUCUGCUAGAUCAUUUGGCAGAAAAUUCCCCAACUCAUUUUGUCCCCUCCAAACUGCUGUGCAUGUGUUCCAGCACACUGUGGAUGUAGCUUACUGGUUUAGACUGAUCUGAUGGAUUUUUGAAAGAUCUCAAGGAGAAUUAGAGAUGUCAAAUCUUAACAUUCUUUUGCCUGACUUUUUAGUCGCGUAGUCACUGAAGUGUGUGUUCAUUUGGAGAAGAAACUGAAAUGGGAGCCGCAUGGCCCCUCUCUGCCCUCCAAACACCAGAGUGCUAAACCCAAAGAGGGGGAAGGAGGGCAGAGCCCAAACAUGUGGCAGCCAGCUUGGAAUGUAACUAACAUGUGGCAGGAGAGCUAGCCAGAAAUAUUUAAAGAUGCAGCAUUCAGGAGGGGGAGGGUCCCAAAAACUGAGAAAAAGGAGGUUAGGAGGGUGGGAAGAGAGGAUAAGCACACACACAGCUCGAAACCCCCAUGUUUCUUUUAUAUCGGUUUUAGGGGAGAAGCAGGGAAAUGCCACUGCUAGCAAGUUUUUUCAUCUAUAGGGCACACUUUAUUUCCCUCACUAUGGAGAGUCACCAUGGGAUGAUCAUAGCAAAUUCUUGAAUUAGAACUGUUUGUGAAGCCAGUCCAAUGGGAGGCAUCCUUUGAGUCUUCAUUAGUACCUGUCCCUACAGGUUUCCAAAUUUUUUGCUUCUGGUCUGGAUUUUUUCAGCAGGUACCUGACAUACACUAAAACCUGUCAAGGAAGGAAGCCCUCCUGGGUUCUAAAAGACUUGAGAGCAAGGACUUUGUUGAGAGAGGGGGGUGGGUAACUAUUUGUGUACUCACUGAUAUGGAAGAAACUAUGAUCUUUAAAAAAAUUAUUCCAGUAAUUUAAUCCUAGUAACUAUUCUAAUUAACUUGAUUGGAUCUGGAAUUCUACUUUAAAAUAUUUUUAACUUUAUUUUUAUUUGAGGGGGAAAAUGCUGCAUCUUUAAGUCUUCCCUCUAACUUCCUGCCCUCUUCAACCUCAGAGAAAAUUAACUCCUUUCAGGACCAGUUAAGUCUACCUGUUCAGGCUCCUGGAAUGGUUAGGUUUUCUUUGAAGUGAAACUACAGUAACUCCACUGUGACUAUUGAGCUUUAUCUUCUACUUUUUCUACCUCCACUCUGAAGGGAGGAGCAGAUAGAUUCCCCACCCUCAGCCUUAUUGUGUAUCUGGGUUAGGUCAGCUGGUUCUGGGACAAGACCUUUUCCCUUGGAUGCUCUAACCUCACCGUAGGGACAAACAGAGCGUACUGUCCUUUUCUGGUGUGGAUCAGGUCACUAGUGAAGAACCAAGUGGGACUCUAGGUUUUGACGUGCUUUGUUAAUAUGGGUUUCACUUUCUCCAAGGAUGGCCCCUUAUUGCCACAAUGUUCAUUUACUUUACCAAAAAAAAUUUUUUUUUUUUUAAACAAAUGUAUUAAUUUGUAACUUAAACCUGGCCAGACUGUUUUGGCUUUACCCAACAAAUGAAAGACAUGGAUAUUAAAAUAAGUUUUAAGAAAUGAA
Molecule: messenger RNA, 5018 nt
Organism: Antechinus flavipes (yellow-footed antechinus)
Lineage: Eukaryota; Metazoa; Chordata; Mammalia; Dasyuromorphia; Dasyuridae
Gene: TLK2
Product: tousled like kinase 2
Exons: 22
Coding region: 110-2362 (750 amino acids)
Biological process (GO): peptidyl-serine phosphorylation; chromosome segregation; intracellular signal transduction
Cellular component (GO): nucleus
Molecular function (GO): ATP binding; protein serine/threonine kinase activity
Source: RefSeq, a predicted model, not a curated record